AUGUUUGUCUCUCGACCAAAAAGUAGCGUGUCUUCUGGCACCCGAGAAACUCAAGAACAUUCCACCAUCGAACAAACCACAAAAACUCUCAAGGAACUCUCGAAAAUUGAGAAAAUUCUGACUCUCCACAGUGAUGAAGCCAUUGUCAUUCAAUUUUCAAUUUACUUGGAGGGAGAGACCUUUCAACAAAGAUUUCAUUCUGUUCGGGAACGAAUGAAUCUCUUUUAUUCGGACAUGGACGAUAACAAAUCCAAUUCACUGCAUGAUGUUUUUACAAAAUACAAUUCGAAUUAUUCGUUUUAUGAAUAUGAAGGAGAAAUUAUUGAUUUAUUGAAAAAGAGAUUUGGAAUUGCCUAUCGUAACGAAAAUCAUACACAGAAAAUUAUCAAAUUGAACAAAUUUAUUAAAAAGCACAUGCACAGAUUAUCUGGAAAGGAAUUGAGAAGAUCACUUGCUAAAAUUGAUGAAAAUAUGGUUAUUGAAAAAGAUGGUUCGAAAAAUCAGAAACGCUUUGAAGUGACUUUUUCGAGUUGCAAGAUUAUUUUGGACGCUGUCGAUGAAUGCCUCUUUAAUAUUUUACAAUUGAGUCAAACUUUAAAAUAUAUUCAAUGUGUGUUAUUGGAGAUUACACAAGAAAUUUAUCAAAAAUUGAACAUGGCAUUUAGAACUUCUGUCAUGCCAUGGAUGAUUUUCUUGGCAAUCACGGCUAGGUUGUACUGCCUUACAAUGGAAAAUAUUAACUUGAUUAAUCAUGUGUAUAAUGAGAUGAGUGCAUGGAGUCAGUGCCUUCCAACGAGAGAACAAAUAGCCGCCUAUCUGAUGAAAGAGGUGAGCAUGAUAUUUGUCAAUGCUAGCAAUCGAAUUCACGAUUUUGCAUCACCGUUUCCAAAGAGCAUUGAGGAAUACACCUCCACUGACGAAAACAGAUACCAAGAUUUAAAGCAAUAUCUUUUGGGAGAAUGCAUGUCACAAGAAAAUCAACAACUAAUUCUCACCACUCUUGCAGAAGACAAGGUAAAGGAAAAACUAAAUUCAGUCUCCCAAAUAUCGUCACCUCCAACAUCGCACCAUGCUCCACCUCAUAAACAGAAGAAAAAGAAAAAGUAA
Messenger RNA from Naegleria fowleri, 1107 nucleotides. RefSeq lists its product as uncharacterized. The transcript has a single exon. The coding region runs from base 1 to 1107 and encodes 368 amino acids. Lineage: Eukaryota; Heterolobosea; Eutetramitea; Acrasida; Naegleriidae. The record is from RefSeq and is a predicted model, not a curated record.